This is a messenger RNA of Acanthosepion pharaonis, 1866 nucleotides long. NCBI's taxonomy places the organism in Eukaryota, Metazoa, Mollusca, Cephalopoda, Sepiida, Sepiidae. The record is from the annotation of a GenBank genome assembly.
AUGCAUCACAUAAUUAGUUGUUUCACUGUAAUCUAUCUUUGUUGUAUCAUAUUUUGGGGGGAGAGCAUAGAGGCUGUUCGCAGUAUCAGCCGUCACAUUCAGCAGUUACGGAACAAUGGAUUGGGUUUAGCUCAGCAUGUAAAAGGUGAAAGCCUCCAGAGAUACGGUUCGUGUCCUAUCCUUCAUAUCCAGGGAAGAUGUACUCCUCCCAACAAUAACAUUAAUCCAGAUCAUCAUAAAUCAAUGCUAGAUUUAGCUAAAGGUUCUGGACAUUUAUAUCCUGCCGACACUGACACAGUCUUUGGUACAGACCCAACUUCAAACAUUUACUCAUCGGACGUUUAUGCAUCAGACAGCAAUGAAUCUAGUGUCCGCAUCUGUAUCAAUGGCGUUACGGUGGACAGUUCUGAGGACCACUUGCCACUAUUUCCCAGUGGUGCUGCUGCUGCUGCUGCGUCGUCAAUAGCAGCAGCCUUCAUCAAAACAACUGGUGACAAUUUACAUACAGGGGACAGCACUGACUUUUCCACUGCAACGACAACAACUACAAGUGCGAUCACUGCUUCUUCUACAACUGCUGCUGCAGCUUCUGUUUUAGGAAGGGGUAAGGACUCUGCUGGUGCUGCUGGACAUGGCGAUCACUCAGGUGUGGGAUACCACAAGGAAGUUAAGGGCCACCAUCGUGUAUCUUCUGAAUCCUCACAGAGAAAUUUUUGGAAUCAUGUUAAAUCAACUAUGGCUUCUUUAGGCAGUAAAAGUCAUAGUUUAAGUAGCCUGACAGGGGCAGAUGAAUCUGAUGAAGAUUCUUUCCAUGAUGCCAGAGAAAACCCAACUCCAAGUCAGUCAAUGAUGAACCUGAGCAUGCCACCAGAUUCUAUAUAUGGACAUCACCGAAUUGCAAACACAGGAGAAAAUAUGUAUAUACACAACACUCUGCUCAAUGAAACAAACCGCCCUCCAAGUUGGCCACUCCCUGUUCGAGUUGAACAUCAGAAGAUUCCUCGUGAAGUUUUGGAGCACCAUAGUUUGUCAUCAAAGUCUCCCCAGGGCAGUGAUUCAGCAGAUGAGUUCUCAUCAGCACUAACUCCGUACUCUUCUCUUGCCCCAACUACCAACCAAAAUAUUACAAAGUCCUUAUCAACGUCAUGUAUUCCUGCUGCCACUGCUAAUGAUGAUACCAAAGGUGCCAUGUCUUUGAUAAAAAGAAAUAACAAAUUUUAUAUCCCAAACCUUGAGGAUAAUGAAAAGUUUCGUAGACAACAGGAGAUUGAGGAGAUAGAUGAAGUGGCAGAGAUGAAUAAAGAAGCAGCUGAACCCCGAAAGGGGAGAGAAAAGAAAGAACUGGGAUUAACUUUAAAUGAAUUUUUGAACAGUCUUCCCAAAGAAGAUAAAGAAAAAGAAAAGAAAGAAGAAAAGAAAAGACGGCCUAAUGUUCUUGCCAAAUUUGGAAGUACCCGAAAGAAAACAAAGAAGGUGAAAGAUGGCAAGGAGAAGGAAAAUAAGCACAAGAACACGCAUCAAUUUGUCUCUUUGUCAAUAAGCAACACAGCUCUAUGUCAUGUGUGUAAUAAGAGCAUGGCCAACAAAUCAGCUGUUCAAUGUGAGAAUUGUCUUGUCAAUGUCCAUGAGAGUUCCUGCAAAGAACAAGUCGGUCCAUGUGCAAAGUUGUUCAAAGCCAAGGUAGGUGAAUUCCAAGCCUGUUCUCAAGAAGGUACUAGCCAUGGUCAGCUAAGGGAGAAACAAUUUGCCAGUCUCCCAGCCCCAACUUCUAAGGCAUUGGACGCCAUGAAGAGAUCCUCAUCAGUUCCUGUUCGGCCUCAGAGUGCAAUUCCUAUGUAUCAUCAACGGCACAGUUUGCCAAAGUAA